Chelmon rostratus (copperband butterflyfish) is the source of this 4549-nucleotide messenger RNA. RefSeq names its product solute carrier family 25 member 16 (gene slc25a16). Gene Ontology annotation, cellular component: mitochondrial inner membrane. The record is from RefSeq and is a predicted model, not a curated record. Bases 317 to 1267 code for a protein of 316 amino acids. Gene Ontology annotation, biological process: transmembrane transport. The transcript has 10 exons. NCBI's taxonomy places the organism in Eukaryota, Metazoa, Chordata, Actinopteri, Chaetodontiformes, Chaetodontidae.
GACACGGAUGUAGUUCCGUGAGUCCUGAAAAUACAUCAGAUUAAUGCAUAACUACAAUUUUUGUCAGGCUUUUCGACCGAAGCAGUGAAUGACGACCUUCUCAGUGCGAUACCACCCGGUGUCAAUGGUGACGCUACAUUUUAACAGCCAGGAUUAUUCCAAAGAAAUAAGGAAACUCAGCGAAGGAGAAUUUGAUUUGUAAACCAGUUUUCUACAGACCGACCUUCCACUUUGCUGUUGCUGUUACCGUUUUGAUAUCUUUACUUUCUGCUCAUAUUGUGCAGCCAUGGAUGUGGCAGAUUCCUGAGCAGGAAGGAUGACAUCGGAGGCUGCGGUCUCCAUAGGCGGCACCCCUGCCAAGAGGGACUAUUACUGGCUUCGCUCCUUUGUAGCUGGAGGUGUAGCAGGAUGCUGUGCCAAGACCACCAUCGCCCCUCUGGACAGAGUCAAGAUUCUCCUUCAAGCCCAGAACCCCCAUUACAAACAUCUAGGAGUGUUUUCCACCCUCAAAGCUGUGCCAAAGAAAGAAGGCUACCUUGGCUUGUACAAGGGUAAUGGAGCAAUGAUGGUCAGGAUAUUUCCAUAUGGAGCCAUCCAGUUUAUGGCUUUUGACAAUUAUAAAAAGCUGUUAAGUAAACACAUUGGGAUCUCUGGACACAUCCACCGCCUCGUGGCAGGAUCUAUGGCGGGGAUGACUGCAGUAAUAUGCACCUACCCUCUGGAUGUGAUCCGAGCCAGACUGGCCUUUCAGGUCACAGGAGAGCAUCGCUACACUGGAAUUGCCAAUGCCUUCCACACCGUCUACCUUAAGGAGGGGGGCGUCUCGGGCUUCUAUAGGGGACUUACUCCAACACUUAUUGGAAUGGCCCCUUAUGCAGGUUUCUCAUUCUUCACCUUCGGCACCCUUAAGAGCCUCGGCUUAAAACAUUUCCCAGAGCUGCUGGGACGGCCCUCCUCAGACAACCCUGAUGUCCUCAUUCUGAAACCCCACGUGAACCUGCUCUGUGGCGGGGUAGCCGGUGCCAUCGCUCAGACAAUAUCGUACCCCUUGGACGUGGCGAGGAGAAGAAUGCAGUUAGGAACCGUGCUUCCGGACUCUGAGAAAUGCGUGUCACUGAGCAAGACCCUGACGUAUGUGUACCAGGAGUAUGGGAUCAAGAAGGGAUUGUACCGAGGCCUUUCUCUCAACUACAUCCGCUGCGUGCCCUCCCAGGCUGUGGCCUUUACCACCUACGAGUUCAUGAAGCAGGUCCUCCACCUGAACUAGUCGCUGCUUUUAUAUCUUCCGAGUCUGCACCGCUCAAAGUCGUCAAGCAGAUCAACCUCAAUGCUUCCUUCGUAGAGUGAUCUGAGGCUCACUCGCUUCGUCUUAAACUGGGACAGCGUGGAAACUGCCUUUUCCCUGAGUUCACUGAAGGCACCGGGGAAGUCAGUUAAUGCUGAAAAGGGCAACUUGAUAUCAGACAGUGGGAGGCUUCAUGUCUGUUCUGUGUCAUUCCCUCUCAUUUCCUGUUUUUGUGACUCGCCACCUCUAAUGAGAGGAUUUACUCACGACAUGUGGCUCGAAUUUGAGCAAGUCCCUCAUCGGUGUCUCCAUGGAUACAGCGAGGCAGCGGCACAUUUGGUUUGGCUCAGUUGGUCGAAUGGCUUAGGGGCAAUGAUAUGCUCUUUAACAAUGUUGUUGGCAACACCACAACAACCCUCUGAUUGUGUGUAAACCACACAGCAAACCCAGAUGUCCACACACUCUCACUUGCCUUUUUCUGUCAAUUUCAUGACCUGUCUUAGUGGUUUUACGAUAGAAACCAUUUUAAAAUGAUCAAAUUAGCGGCUUAUUUCUAAUCUAUUCCUUUGCAAGGAAGGUGACUCAUCCCUAGACACUUUAAUUCUACAGCAUGUUUUCCUCUUUUUACAGUUAAAGAAAAGUUGGGUGGCUGGAAUUGUAAAAUAAUCUGACGGUUUAUAAUGUUUUGUUUAUUUAUGACUUAGUGUGUCUUUAAUUGUGAGUGCAGUAACUUUAGGAGAAGUUGCCGUUUGUGCGUCUUUGUCUUUUACACAAAUCAAGAUGCAACAGUUCAUCUGCUUUUUUUUAAGAUGCAGAGACCCAGGUGGCGCAUGAUUUCAGUUUAAAUAUUAUUGCCAAACUUUGAAGAGAACAGUUACUGUAUGUAUUUUCAAUUGCUUAAAAACCUUUGUCUUAUUUUAUUGGUUAAUGUGCACUCAGAUGUUUAGUCUGUAGCUUUGAUGAUAUUGAAUUGUGUACAUCCACGCUCAGCUUUGAUCAGAAAGAUAUGUUGAGUUGUUAAGAGUGUUGAAGAUGUCAGUGUUUUGACACAGCGUGGAUGUAGAUCUGACGGAUGUGGAGGGACUCAGGAGAAAUUUGUACUUCAUCACUGUAGCUUUUUCCUAUUUAUUGAUUUAGCGGCCUGUUGCCACUGGGUGGCAGUGUUGAACACAGAUUGUAUUGUUUACCAUCAGAGCUGGACACAACACACACACACACAUUUCAUACAUCUCUUAUCAAAUACAAGUUAGAUUAAGAUCUUAGUAAUGUUUUGCAUUUUGCUUAAGCAAAGCAAGUUGUCAGAUAGCGUAAUAUAUGCAGUGUUUUUAACCCAAUUCAGCCAGCAGGGUCGACUUCUCGCUGGAGCUAGUGUAUGGCUGUUGGCCUUUAUUGACCCAGCAAGGCUGAACAUAAAUUACUGGCUAAAAAUGUUGUUUAAUCACUUUCAGUGUCAAGUGCACCGCAGGCCUUCAAGUCACUGCCAAUAUUUGCGUGAACCUCAUAAUUUUGUUACAAGCAUUUUUUCUGCCUCUUGCCUUCCUCUGCAUCUGAUGUCUUACUUUACCAGUAUGAUUAAUGUACUUUAUUUGAGUUUCUCCACACGCUUCAGUUCAUGCCUCAGUUUGUAGAUUACCAUGUAUGAGGUGGGGGAAAUUGCAAAAAGCAGACGCCUUAGAAAAGAGCUUUCCAACCUUUUUGGCUCACAGCCCCUUAAAGUGAAGCAGUGUCUACGUACGACCACUCGUCACAGUUUGCACAUGUCCACCAAUAAGUGUGUUUUUUUCUCCUCUAAACAUCUGAGAUUGUCUCAUUCAGAGGCCCGAAGAAUUAAAACUAGCCAGUUUGUCUUUCCUUGUCAUUCCUUUUUCUAGGGAUAAUCCAGUAAUUCUCUCCACUUGAUCCCCAAAUAAAUCUAUGAAAAAUCUCUGGAUUAUGAGGCAAGGUCGCUGUGAGGAGGUGGGAUUGUCAGCAGUUGCAGGGUACCAGAGGUGGUAGCGUGGAGCAAGAGCAGAGCGUUAGGUUGCUCUUUAAUCAUAUUGUGUGACUGCUCAGAUUAAUCAUGUUAUCCAUUGGAGGGGUGCAGACCCCCAGUUUGGGAACUUCUCCAUUAGAAUAAUUGAAAUAUACCAAUUAUUCAUACAGACUACUGGACACUUUGAAAGCACAAUGCACAGAGAUAUCAAGCUAACUGCAGAUAUGUCUAUUCUGAUGCAGCCGCCACAAUUGAAACUGUGAAGCAAAUACGGUUCACAGUGAAAAAUAUUGGUUUCCGUUUUGCUCUUUUCAUCUAAUAAUUGGAAAUCACUCCGUGGCCACUCCAACCAGCUCGACGCCUUGUGUGUGAAGGUGUUGUUGAACAAAAGUCUAAAACCCAGUGGACAUAAACAUAAUUCUCCCAAGUGCGAGUAAAUGAGAGUCUUUAAUGUAACUCUUGAUUGCCGAGCGUACGUAACAAUAAAUUAUCUCCAGCGUCCAGCUGUGCCUACCUGCCUGGCCAUAAGAGCAUAAUCAGCACACUCACUGCAGCGAGCGCCUGGCAAACAAAAUAUAGUUUUCAGCAGCAUUUCAGCUUUUUAUGGCGCCACUCAUUCAUCUGCAGUACUACUGUGUAUGGAAGUGUUUUUUUUUUUUUUUUAAACUGCGCUUCCGAUUGCUGUGUUUGGUUUCAAACACGUGAUCGUUCACAGUUAUUGUUGAUUUUUUGGGGGGGCUCGGAAACGAUAUCAGCUCUGUUACUGCUGCUCUCUGUAAUAGAUAAUUAUGUGAGGAAAAUUCAGAUGUUAUACUUGCAAAUGUAUGUUCAACUAUGCUGUACAACUUUAUCAGGCUGUGUUAGAUGCAACAGAAAGAAGAUGCAUAGAUUUGAGAAUGACUGAACAAUGUUUUUUUUUUUUUUAAUGUUUGCCAGUUUUAUUUUUCUCUCUUUGUACACGGUCGGCUUUGCCUGCUUUGCAUAAGCAAUAAGCAGGUUCUGAAUUACAUUACAUGUCGCCCUCUUAAAACCGUACCAGCCCUUGUGUCUUUAUUUUGUUUGUGAAUGUGAACUGUUUACGAAAGUAAGGAGGGGCAGUAGCCGACUGUAGUCCCUUUAGAUUGAAGUAGAAACAAGUUAAUUCUGUUUCCCGCUUUGAGUUUCGCGCAUACAAACUCCUGUUAAUACUGAUGUUCAGUUUCAUCAGCACAGGAGGACUUGGUGAUGCAUUUGCAUUUAUUUCAGAGAAACUGGAACACACUGCCUGUUGUUGUCCGAUGUCACAUACUCAU